Messenger RNA from Syngnathus typhle (broad-nosed pipefish), 900 nucleotides. Its product is annotated as alpha-2-HS-glycoprotein-like. The record is from RefSeq and is a predicted model, not a curated record. Bases 1 to 900 code for a protein of 299 amino acids. Gene Ontology annotation, molecular function: endopeptidase inhibitor activity. Lineage: Eukaryota; Metazoa; Chordata; Actinopteri; Syngnathiformes; Syngnathidae. The transcript has 7 exons. Gene Ontology annotation, cellular component: extracellular matrix; blood microparticle; extracellular region. Gene Ontology annotation, biological process: negative regulation of endopeptidase activity.
AUGGUGCUGCACUUAUUUGUACUUUUGCUAUGGUGUGCUGGAGCUUUUCAUGGAUUCCUUGCUGCGGGAACCUCAGUCACCUGUGGCAAGGAAAAUGUUGCAGCGGUAGCUAAUCUUGGCGUUGGAUACAUCAACUGGAGGCAAAAGCAUGGCUUUAAGUUCAGGCUUGAGGAGAUCCAGGGCAGCAAAUAUCAAAAGGUUUCAGGAGGUUGCCAUAUUGAUGUCAAUGUGAAGCUGGUGCAGACCACAUGUCACUUCACCAACCCCAAACCUGCUGAGCAAUGCGGGCUUUGGGAAAAGUGGGAUAUGGGCGCAGUGGCCACCUGCAGCAUUAAAUUUUGGGUCCUAUGGAGUGUGGCCAGAGUCAUUAAAUACGAAUGCACCACCAGACAAGAGCUGACCAAUGAAGAGUUGGUGAGAACCUGUCCCGACUGCGCUGGGUUGCGCCCUCUGGAUGACCCAACUGCUCUACACGCAGUUAGUGAAGCUGUGCUCAAAUUCAACCGAGAGAACCGAUACCAGAAUAACUUCAUCUUGAUGGAAGUGGAUCAUGUCCAAUCAGUGUAUUACCCGCGAGCUUUCAGCAGAACCUUGGUCCAGUUUGCACUGGUGGAAACCAAUUGUCCUAGAGGGGCCCAGACUUUUGCUCCCUGCAUGCCUCGUUGUCCUGAUGUGGCUACUCAUGCCUUUUGCAAAACCACCUAUGACAACCGCAAACAAAAACUGGAAGAACUUGAGUGUGAUGUGUAUCCACCCAAAAAUCCUACUCGCCACCCGACUGACAUGCCGGAGCCUGAGUGCAAGCUGUUCCACAAGACACCAGAGGCUUUGAUUUGCAAGGACCGGCUGAAGAAUCCUAACCCGUCCAUCCACCACAUUUGUCCCUUCCCGCUAGAGUAA